Molecule: messenger RNA, 536 nt
Organism: Empidonax traillii (willow flycatcher)
Lineage: Eukaryota; Metazoa; Chordata; Aves; Passeriformes; Tyrannidae
Gene: HMGN1
Product: high mobility group nucleosome binding domain 1
Exons: 6
Coding region: 106-411 (101 amino acids)
Biological process (GO): chromatin organization
Cellular component (GO): chromatin; nucleus
Molecular function (GO): nucleosomal DNA binding
Source: RefSeq, a predicted model, not a curated record
GGGGAGGCGGUUUCCCUGCGCAGCCGGGCUGUGGCUCGCAGGCAGCCGCCGCAGCGCUCGCAGCAGCCGCCGGCCGGGAGCAGCCGCAGCUCCGGGAGCCUCGAGAUGCCGAAGAGGAAGGUGACGGUGGCGGACGGGGACGCCCCGGCCGAGCCCAAGCGGCGAUCGGCGCGUCUGUCCGCGAAACCCGCGCCGGCCAAAGCGGAGCCGAAGCCAAAAAAGUUGCCGGCAAAGGAUAAAUCUGAGGACAAGAAAGCUCAGAAGGGGAAAAAGGGGCCUAAAGGCAAACAGACAGAAGAGACGAACCAAGAGCAGACAAAGGACAACCUGCCUGCAGAAAAUGGGGAGGCCAAAACUGAGGAGCCCCCAGCACCUGACGCAGCUGCAGAGAAAGAAGUGAAGUCUGAGUAAACCCCCCCCCCCAAGCUGUAACUGGUGGCCCUCCAACCUUUCUUCUUGUACAAUUCAGAGGAAUAUUUUUAUCGACUAUUUUGUAAAUGCCAGUUUUUUAGUAGUUCUAGAAAAAACACGUUUUU